UUCAUUUAUAAAAUCCACGAUACGAUAUCCCUACUACUACCACUAGAAAUCCUACAGUAUCAACAACAUCACUAUUACUACAGCAAUUCCUUUUCCUGCCACCUUGAGAACAGGUUGACGGCGCUCCAUUGUAUUAAGUAAAAUACACGUUUAAGUGUUCCGUUUUUCCAAUAGACUGCCAAGUGAAAUAAUUAAUCGAACAAAACAACUCAUCGCAAUGAAAACUUCCCGUUUCUAUUGUCAGUGUUUAUUAUUUUAUUUCUUUUGCGGUUUUCUUGGAACAACCUUCGGUUUUAUUCAAGAAAUAACUAUUAACGGUUCACAUCACAAUAAAGUUGUAAUUUGUCACGUUGAAAUAUGGAGUGUUUAUCGUAGGGAUGCUGGCGCAUUUAGUAUUGAAGAAAUCGAUCCAAGUUUAUGUACUCAUCUUGUAUUUGGAUAUACUCAUCUUAAUGAAACAACGGAUGAAAUAAUUAUUUUUGAAUCUUGGAGUAAAUUGUUAGGAAGGAAAUCGCACGAAAAUAUUUCAAAAUUAAAAGCAAAGAAACCCGAUCUAAAAGUAUUAGUGUCUUUGGGUGGUUGGCUUGAUGGUUCAAUCAAAUAUUCUCGACUGGCUGCCAAUCCAAAACGAGUUCAACGAUUUGUUAAUAAUACCUUGGAUUUCAUAGAAGAAAACAGUUUGGAUGGUAUGCAUUUAGUUUGGCAAUAUCCAGGAAAACGUGGGGGAUUAACUACAGAUAAAGAAAAUUAUAUCCAAUUACUGAAAGAACUUAAAUUUGCAUUCAAAGAAUUCAACUAUACUUUAACAGCUUGCGUUGGAAGCAGCAAAGAUACAAUUGAUUAUGGGUACGAUAUUCCAAAAUUAUCUGAAAUUCUAGAUUAUCUGUUAGUCUACAAUUAUGAUUAUCACGGAUGGUGGAGUCGAAUGACCGGUGCUAAUUCUGGGUUAACUGGACCGGAUUUUCUUAAUACGGAAUACAGCAUAAAUUAUCUUUUAAAAUUAGGCGCCAAUCCCCACAAAUUACUUUUGGGGAUUCCACUUUUCGGAAGAAGUUAUAUUCUAAAUGACACCAAAUCAUUCAACGAAAACCAACCAAAAUUUGGACAACAAUUCGUUGGCCACGGAUUCGAAGGACCUUACACUAAAGAAGAAGGAUUAUUAACUUAUCACGAAAUAUGUUUAUUAUUUAAAAAUUCAUCACAAAAUUGGACGAUUUUUUGGGACGACGAAAGUAAUACUCCGAUAGCUGUUGAUGAAGACCGUAUGAUUUCGUUUGAUAAUGAACAAGCAAUCAUAUUAAAGGUUCAAUUCGCUUUGAAUCACGGAUUGGGUGGGUUUUCAGCAUACGCAGUCGAUAACGAUGAUUUUCGCGGAGAUUGCGGCAUAAAAUAUCCACUACUAGGAACAAUUGAACGGGAACUAUCCACUUAUCGAUACAAAAUCGAUAACGACAUCGAUAAUAAUUUAUCUACCGGUGAAAUUCGAAGUGGUUCUAUCAAUUACAAAUCCAGUUUGUUAAUGUUAUUAAGUGUUUUAUUUGCGGCUGAGAAUUUCUCUUUUGUGAUAUUUUAAACAAAAAGUUAUAAGUUUAUGAAGAAGUAAGAAUUCUGAGAAAGACCAUUUGACCUUAACAUUACCACU
Molecule: messenger RNA, 1642 nt
Organism: Onthophagus taurus
Lineage: Eukaryota; Metazoa; Arthropoda; Insecta; Coleoptera; Scarabaeidae
Product: putative chitinase 2
Biological process (GO): carbohydrate metabolic process; chitin catabolic process
Cellular component (GO): extracellular region
Molecular function (GO): chitin binding; chitinase activity
Source: RefSeq, a predicted model, not a curated record